UCACAGGUAUAUAACAGCUCCGGACGCGCGUUAUUUUGUUAGGAGGCUCAUAGAAAUGGACGCUGGUAACGUGGCCGCAGCUGCUGGCAGGGGACCGCAUUCUAGGGUUCCUUGCAGAGCAUUUAGCCGUGGUGCCUGUAGAUGGGGUCAAAACUGUCGCUUCUCGCAUGAGAGGAGGUCUUCCCAGAUCUGCCGUCAUUUCCAGAAUGGCUACUGUGGCUAUGGGGAAUACUGCAGCUACCAGCACUUGACAUCUCUGUGCCAGCCUCCUAAUCAUGAUACCCACUACCAUUCAGGACGUCGUGUUUCUGAACCCUGCAUUCUUCCUCUGCCUCCAGUGUAUGUGGGCGGUCGUCGAGGGUCAGAGCCAGUAGUUCAUCCAUUACAUGAAGCUGGAAUAGAAGGGAGACGCAGGACAGGACCACCCAGAGAAAACUGGGCUCUAGCUGCAGAGUUUGUGCCAAGACAUACAGGGCUCAUGAGAUCUGUCUCUAGUCCUUCCCUUCAGAAUAAGGAUGAUUCCAGGAAUGAAACAGAAGUAAAAGAACCAACUUCUCUUCAAAUUAUUCAUUCUCCGAGGGAAUCCCAUCCACAGUAUGAGAUCAGCAGGGAUGUGGUUUGUGGAAUCUGCAUGGACAAAGUGUAUGAGAAGCAGGCUGCAGAAGAGCGAGUGUUCGGCAUAUUGCCAAACUGUAACCAUGCUUACUGCGUUGGCUGUAUCAGACGCUGGAGAAAAACUAGAGACUUUCAAAAUGAGGUCAUCAAGGGCUGCCCUCAAUGCCGCAUUAAGUCAAGCUAUUACAUUCCUCAUAAGUACUGGAUUGGAGAAUCCACAGAGAAGACAAAACUAAUUGAAAGUUUCAAAGCCAAGACAAGUAAAAUUCGGUGUCGCUUCUUUGUGCGGGGAAAUGGCCGCUGCCCAUUCAAAUCUGAGUGUAUUUACCUACAUGAGCUUCCAUCAGGACACCAUAGGAGGAGACGGCGCGAACGUAGGAGGCCCAGUGCUCCAUCUCUGUCUUACACUCAGUUAAUGGGCAUCUUUGAAGAAGAUUUCAGUGAGCAGGAAGAUACAGAUCUACUCCACUGUGCCCUGACUCUUGCACUUAUAGAAAACUUGGAAUGGGGAUUGGAAUUGCCAGAAGAGGUUGAAAUUUUGUGGGCCGAUUCCAGUGAUUCAGAUUAAAACUUCCCAAUUACCAGUGUUUUUGUGUCUCUUGUCUUAGCCUUCCCUUGUUCCACUUCAAGUGGGUACAAUUUCUUAAGAUUACCCACAAACAACCAUGUCUUAUCACAAGGAUGUGCAAUUUUUCUGUAUUGGGUUUGUCUGCAGCAGUGCUGUUAACAGCAGGCAUCUAAGAAGAAACCAAUCUAACUAUAUAUUUUUUUUUUUUUUAAGUCUAAAAUUUUACAACAUAAAUAUAUAAUAUUUAAAAAUUUGUACUUUGUAAUAAAGAUUUGUUAACAUA
Bombina bombina (fire-bellied toad) is the source of this 1466-nucleotide messenger RNA. Its product is annotated as E3 ubiquitin-protein ligase makorin-2-like. NCBI's taxonomy places the organism in Eukaryota, Metazoa, Chordata, Amphibia, Anura, Bombinatoridae. Bases 56 to 1183 code for a protein of 375 amino acids. Gene Ontology annotation, biological process: protein polyubiquitination. The transcript has 8 exons. The record is from RefSeq and is a predicted model, not a curated record. Gene Ontology annotation, molecular function: ubiquitin protein ligase activity; metal ion binding.